UCGGUUGGAGAAAAUAUCAUCCAACCAACCUUUUUGCAGGCGAGCAAACAAAGCCUAUCCGCUCUUUCUGAAACAAUGAGACGUUUCAUUUCAAACGCGUUUCAGCCCCGAGGAAGAGGCAAAGAGACUAUUUCAAAAAUCCCGACUACGCGAGUACCCCAGGAUUUCAUAGAUGCUAUGAGACGUAUAGCGGGACCAUCAGACAUGACUGCUGAGACUCAACCAGCCCAGAAAGCUCCAUCCUCAGUUGAUAAAUGGAAGUCUUCAUUCAAACCAAUUGGUGAAGAAGAUGGAGACUCUCAGGACCAAAGCACAAGUUACAAAGAAAAGCCUGGACUUUACGACCCUUAUGAACCUCUGUCAUCAGACUCUGAAUCUGAGAUGCCACAGGAUCAAGACCACAACCUCUCCCCGCCCAUUGAUGAUAACGAUGGGGAGCAUCAGUGUUUUUCUCCAGUGAGAGGCUGUCCCGACGACCAACACUGGGACUCAUCCUACUCUAAACCAGGAAGUGGACCCUUAGACAGAGACUUUAGCACUGGAACCAGACCUGCAGAAAUUCCAGGUCUCAGUCCAGUAAUUAGACAGCCUGAAGAACAGAUUUACAACCCAGAAGCUGAAUCGCUUCAUUGUUUCGGCUCCUUGGGUGAACCAGUGGACCAGAGAGGUGGUAGCCCUGACAGGCUUAUUCAUGCCUCCUCCACAUUUCCUACACCUUUUGGACAGAGAACCAAUGGGGAGAAGAUAACACUACCAGAAUAUAAGCUAGAGACCAUUAGAUUAUCCCCACCGAGGUUACAGGACUAUCACCAUAAGGUGGGCUAUAUGAAAAAAGGCCUGGACCGAGACCUGCCAUCCACAAAGGUGACAAGGAAUAUGCGCAAAACUGUAAUUAUGGACAAGACAUCCAUCUUUUGUGACCUUUGUGAGGUUGAGCUUGCCAGUGGGCAGGAGCUGCAGGAUCACUUGGACAGCAAAUGUCACUGGGACACACUGGAGCACAUUCAGCAGAAUAAUAAAUAUGAUGAUCUAAUCAUAGCGUUCCUUCAGGAAGUGAUGCUGUAUAAAAGCCAUCAUUGUAGCCAAGCAGUAGAGGACAGCACACUUCAAACGCUGCAGGAAAAUCACCACUUGACAAAGGUGGAAAUGUUUCAUUGUGCUGCUUGCAAAGUAUACAUAUCCACAUCUGUAGCUGAAGUGCAGGCUCACAUCACCUCUGAGGAACACAUCUUUUGCACAAAGGAGUUUGAAGUGCAUCAGAGACAUGCUUGCCUCAGCAAAGCAGAAGCCAUGAUGAAGGAGCUAAAACCACAGUUUGAACACUUCCUGAAGGGUGGCAGCCCAUUUGAAUGACAGAACUCACUGGAUGUUGUCGUAACGUCGUUCACACCGAGGUGCUGUACACGUCGGAUGAAGGGACAGCUGACUUUACCAUUCCUUAACGCGCACAACUGCUGUCCCAGUACUGAGUGUAAUGCUAACAGACAUGCUGUUGUGGGUCUGUGAACACAAUACAGCUUUUCUUUGUUUAUAUGUAGUUUGCCAUUUCACAGCUGCCUCAUGUUACGUUGACUCCACCUACUUCCAGAUAAUCUGCAUCUGGUUGCCUGUAGAAGAUCACAUUUGCAGUUUUGUUAACACUACUACUUUGUAAUUUACACGUCAAAUGUGCUACUGUUUUAAAAAACAUGAAUGCAACAAUAAUUUGAAAAAAAAAAAAGUCAAGCUUGUUUCUUUGUCUUUU
Molecule: messenger RNA, 1744 nt
Organism: Archocentrus centrarchus (flier cichlid)
Lineage: Eukaryota; Metazoa; Chordata; Actinopteri; Cichliformes; Cichlidae
Product: DBIRD complex subunit ZNF326
Exons: 11
Coding region: 76-1353 (425 amino acids)
Biological process (GO): regulation of DNA-templated transcription elongation
Cellular component (GO): DBIRD complex; nucleus
Molecular function (GO): DNA binding
Source: RefSeq, a predicted model, not a curated record